GACGUCCCGGCCGGGCAGAUUCCGGCGCCCGGACCGUGCCCUCGGCUUUCGGGCUCGGGGCCUGGGGGCGGGGCCUCGGGGUUGAGCGGAAGAGGCCGAGGAGCUUCCCCGAUCGCUGCUGGGGUGGUGGUCUCCGCGCCGGCGACAUCACUGCCUUGGCCCCUGGUUUUCUCCAUGUUUUGAGGAGGGUGUGAGAAGGACCAUGGAUCCUGCAGCACUAGUGGAAGCCAUUGUGGAAGAAGUGGCCUGUCCCAUCUGCAUGACCUUCCUGAGGGAGCCCGUGAGCAUCGACUGUGGCCACAGCUUCUGCCACAGCUGUCUCUCUGGGCUCUGGGAGGUCCCAGGAGAAUUGCAAGACCAGGGUUACACAUGUCCCCUCUGCCGGGCUCCUGUCCAGCCAAGGAACCUGCGGCCUAAUUGGCAGCUGGCCAGUGUUGUAGAAAAAGUCCGUCUGCUAGAGCUGCAUGCAGGAGUGGGGCUGAAGGGGGAUGUGUGUGAGCUCCACAGCAAACAGCUAAAGAUGUUCUGCAGAGAGGAUGGCCUGGUCAUGUGUGAGGCCUGCAGGCUGUCCCCCGAGCAUCAGGCCCACAAUGUCGUGCCCAUGGAGGAUGUCACCUGGGAGUACAAGUGGAAACUCCAUGAGGCUCUGGAACAUCUGAGGAAAGAGCAAGAAGAGGCCUGGAAGCUGGAAGUUGGUGAAAGGAAACGAACCGCUAACUGGAAGAUACAGCUGGAAACCCGAAAGCAGAGUAUCAUGUGGGAGUUUGAGAAGUAUUGGCGAUUACUACAGAAACAACAGCCACCAAGGCAGCUGGAAGUAGAGGCAGCAGCGGCUCUGGCCAGCCUAGAGCAGGAGGAGGGGGAGACCAUGCAGAAGCUGGAGAUGAAUCACAAUGAGCUCCUCCAGCAAGGCCGGUUCCUGUGGAAGAUGAUUGCAGAGCUGGAAGAGAGGUCUCAGAGGCCAGUCCGCUGGAUGCUGCAGGGUAUUGAGGAUGUCUUAAACAGGAGCCGGUCUUGGAGCCUGAGGCGGCCAAAACCAGUCUCCUUGGAGUUGAAGACGGAUUGCCGUGUGCUGGGGCUAAGAGAGGUCCUGAAGACGUAUGCCGCUGAUGUGCUCCUGGAUCCAGACACUGCUUAUUCCCGCCUCAUCGUGUCUGAGGACAGAAAAUGUGUGCACUAUGGAGACACCGAGCAGAAACUGCCUGACAAUCCUGAGAGAUUUUACCGCUACAAUAUUGUCCUGGGCAGCCAGUGCAUCUCCUCAGGCCGCCACUACUGGGAGGUGGAGGUGGGAGACAGGUCUGAAUGGGGCCUGGGAGUAUGUAAGGAAAAUGUAGACCGGAAGGAGGUGGUCUAUUUAUCCCCCCGCUAUGGAUUCUGGGUGAUAAGGCUGAGGAAGGGAAAUGAGUACCGGGCAGGCACUGAAGAAUACCCGCUGCUGUCCUUGCCAGUCCCCCCACGCCGGGUGGGAGUCUUCCUGGAUUAUGAGGCCCAUGAUAUCUCCUUCUAUAAUGUGACUGACAACUCCUCCCACAUUUUCACUUUUCCCCACUUUCCCUUCCCUGGGCGCCUCCUGCCUUAUUUUAGUCCUUGCUACAGCAUUUGUGCCAACAACACCACUCCUCUGACCAUCUGCUCCCUGAACGGGGAGGACUAAGAGAGCCCCCAUCCUAACCAGAGGCCUUGCAGUUUCACCUGGACUGCAGGGGUCUUGGAGGGCCCUGCUGCUGACAAGGGUUCCCUUGAACUGAGCUGAGCCUGGAAUCCAGGAAUUCUCUUGCCUGACCCAGUGCCCUGUUGCUCCUGGGCCAAAGGCUCUCUAAACUCCGCAGGGGAAGAAGCUGAGGCUCUAUCAUAUGAGCAGUGCACCCCUAUGAGGGACGUGUGGCCAGGCUGAUGGUGAAGAUCAGAGCAGUUCUGAGCAUCAGGGCUCUGUCCUUUCUGUAGCUCAUGCCCCUCUUCCCCAUCCUUGUUGGUGCCAUCAUUAAGUUAGUGAGGACGAUGAAAUAGAUCCAGCCUUUGGGAAACCCUUUGGGAAGGGUUGACCAACAAGCCAAAAGACUACAGUCCGUGUCCAGAACUGGCUGGGUGCUGAUGGCAGUGGCUGGAUGCUUCCUCUUAGGUUUGCUGCUUCUGACCAACCCAAAACUGACCCCUGCUCUCUGAUCUCCUAACCAGAGAAAUACAUUGCAGCUUUGCCCAGACCACGCUAAUGGUCGUCUUCUCUCUGAGUACGAGCUGGGCAAAUCACUCUCUAUCUCAAACUCUAUCUCAAAGGAGACCUGUGUCCUGGUUCUGCCCUUUCUUUAAAUGUUAGGAUCAGGAACCCUGUGUGCCUUGUUCUUAUUUUCACUUGAUGGAUGAAGAAACUGAAAUGGCCUUAACGCAGCAAGUUAUUUCUCACAAAGCUACUGAAAGAAGAUUGUAAAGAUUAUAAGGGUUUACCAAACUCACAUCUCAGUCACAUGUCUGCAUCUCAUCAUUACCUUUGGGUCUGAAACAUCCCACCCAUUUGUAAAUAUUCAACUGUCCUCAGUGGCAGCGGGGUUACAGUAGCUGUAUACUCUCCUACCUCACAGGAUUGUUGUAAAGAUCUUAGAACCAUCCUGUAGUUUUGUUCCCUUCUCAGGGAUGAAUGAAGACAAGCCAUGGAUUUUGCCUGUGUCACCUUCCUAUCUUACCUUCUUAGAGCCAGCAUCUUGUCAGCAGGGCCUUUGUUUCUUAAAGCCUUUCCUGACAGUCUAGAGCCAUUUAGACAGAAAGGUCCCAUGCUAGUGGAAACUCCACCCGCAGUAAUAUAUUCUGCAUCUAUUGUAUAUGCUUGUCUUUGGAUUAGAAUGGAGACGGUGACAUCAGGGUAGAGAAUGGAAAUAAUAAAAAGAAAAAUGUGAAACAAGUGCACUUCCAGGAAGUCUUACAAGCUGGUUGGGCUAAAAUUCAGAUAUUUUUUGUCCCCAAGGGCAUCUUGAUGUUUCUGGUAACUAUAUAAUAUUCUGCCUUUCUCUUCUCUAAAUCUAUGACAAAUGAGGAAAGCAGGAGGGAAGGGUAGGGAGAAAGAAUUGGACUAGGCUCAGAAAGCCAAUUUGAGAGCUAUAUGUACAAUGAAAGAGAAUUGAGACUAUGUGUCUGGGCAUUUCACCUUAACGUGGUUGCUGCAUGUAGCCAAAACAAUUCAUUACAGCUCUUAAGAGUGUGAUGUGGGAAUGAUUGUGGCUGGAAACAAACUGCAAGGCAACCAUGUGAGAACUAAUGGUUUUGCUUAUUGUACGGGCUACAAUAUGUACAUUACAUAUUGAUGCUGUGUAACACAACCUCUGAGGUAGUUUAUACUUGAAGGUAGUGACAGUUGGGUUAGGAUUUGGCUGGAAAGUAGAUACUAGGUUAGGUAUAGGCAAAAACAAAGUAAUUCCUGUAAUAAAGGAUAGCAAAAGUUAUGUUUCUACCUUUAUUGUAUCGGCUAUUCACGUAUGAAAGAGGUAAAACAGACCAAAAUGGGGAAAUGAACUCAUUCUGCCCACCACACAUCCAAGUUGCUCCUUGACUAUUAGUAGUAAAGGGGAGAAGUUACCAUCAACUGCUUGGAGUGGAAUGAACUGGUAAGUCACAGACCUGAUCUUGCAAAGGAUUGAGCUGACCAGCAUUAGAGGGACCAUGUGUCUUUACUUGGGGGAACUCUCUGGGGAAGUGCUUUUAGACUUCAGAAAUGGGUUUUGAGGAAGUACUUCUAGUUAUGUCCCUGGACAUUUAGCAGAAGAGGCUAAGGGCCAAAUCAGUGUUGUUCUGUUACUAUGGCUUUCUUAGGACCAAUCUUGGACAGUUCUUCGAAAAAGAUUAUUAAGUGAUAAAUUCAUUCAAACCUAGAAUGAAUUAAGGAGUAAAAUGGUUUUGUUUGUAAUGUGCUAUUUUGGGAUGGGUUUUUUUUUUUUUUUGACAUUUUUAAAGCUGAUUUGGGCACUAUGAUUACUUGUUAGAAGAAUUACAAGUUUAAACAAAUUGUUUAUUUCAUACUCUUUGAUUGUAAGACCAGGCAAGAAGACUAAAGUUCUUCAGUGUAUGAAAACCCUUUUCUCUAAGAUAGUUGCUUACUCUUCCCUUCUAAGAACCCCAUGAAGACAAGGACUUUAUUUGUCUGGUUCAUCAGUGUAACCCCUGUCUAGCACUGUGUGUGUGUGUUUGUGUGUGUGUGUGUUGAUAAAUAUUUAAGUGAGGGAAUUUUCAUUCCUAUGCCUAGAAUCAAAACAAAAGUAAGCUUUUCUUGCCUCCUAGGGGCAUGAAAGACUGGAUGGUACUUAACUAUAUUCCUGUUCAAAAACUGAUUUGAUGGGUAAUUUCAAAAGUGGUCCAGAAGGGGAAGAGACACAUAGCCAUCAGAGGGUAGAGUGCAUGCACCACUCCCUAGAAUGUCUGGCCUGGCACCUCUGACGUGGUGUGAUCAUUCAUUGCCAGGCAGGGAUGAGCUUUGCCCAUCCUUGCUUUACCAGCAGAGAAACCAAGGGGUGCAAUGCCUGAGUCUUGAGGGGAAAGGCUACUAAAAGCUUGUGAUUCUCGGGUCCUAUAAAAGCUAGAGGCAGAGGGUAAAUCUGUGGGUUCACAACUCCCCACAGGAAAUCCAGUCUCCCUUUUUUUCAAGGAUGAUUGGUUGUAAUCUCUUAAGAUCCAAACACUGAGAGUCUGCUGUGGAUCCCAGGCACUAGUUAAGUGAGCACACAUUGCUGCUUGUAAUAGAGGAGGGGUCUGAUCUGAAUGCAUCCAGAGAAGCGCAAGACUUACUGUUUUGGGGCAGCCAUGGCAGGGAACCAGUCCGUUUUUGGAAAUCUGUAAUUCAAUAUCUGAGUACCAACGGUGGAUCCCAGCUGGUGUCAGGGAAUAGUAAUGUGAAUGAGACACAAGUUGGCAGAGUAGCCUUCUGAUGGAAAUGCUGGAAAGAGAUUUUUAUUUUGGCUGCAGGCUGGACUAUACCUUUGUUGCUUUACCUCAGAUUCUUUAAUGUAUCUAGUAUUCUUUGAUUUAAUAGACGUAGUUCUUUUGGUGCUUUAUGGAGAAAGAAUAGUGUGACUUUUCAAAAUCAAAAUCUUUUCAAAUGUGCUUCACUGCCUCAUGAUCUUGAUUUGUUUAUGUUAGGGGGUGGCAAGGGGAGGAGAGUCUUUUUUACUGCUCUUUGGGAACUCAGGGCAUCAUUAUCAGAUAUUUAGAGGCUGAUUCCUACUCCACUGGUAUUCAGAAAUAGAAUACAUUCUAGUGGGUAAACAAAGUCCAAUAUUAGCAAAAGGUGGGUUUGCUGAGUUGUUAAGUAGAAAAUCUGUUUAGAAUAAUUACCACAUGAGUACUGAUCUACACAGGACUGCAAUUUCAAUAGUGCCAAGAACUACCCCUUAAAAUUGUGGAAUUAGAAAUAUAUUGGGUUUAUUUUUUAAAUACAAUAUAUUGAUGUUGCUUUUUGUACUUUCCAUUCAUUAUUUUGCUUAAUUUUCAAUGCCUUCCCCCCAUCAGUAGAAAGGAGAUAUUGAGACUCAGAUACAGUACUUUGGUAUCUGUACUAUUGUAAAAUUAUCUUGUAUUAAAAUUUUUUUUCUUCCUCUUCUUUAGUUCUUGCUGGAAAAGAGUAGCCUGAGCUAACAUCUGUUACCAAUCUUUCUCUUUUUUUUUCACUCCCCAAAGCCCCAGUAAUGGUUUUAUAUCCUAGAUGUAAGUCAUUCUAGUUCUGCUAUGUGAGCUACCACCACAGCAUGGCAACUGACAAAUGGGUGGUUUGAUUCCGCAACUGGCAGUGAGCCUGGGCCACAGUAGCAGUGAGCACCUAACUUUAAUCACUAAGCCAUCAGACCUGGGCUCAUAACAUUUUCAAAUGUACCAGAGUCAAAUAUGUGUAUCUCUUGCAUAUGAAACCUUUUUCUUUUAACAUAUAGUGAUUAUUCUGUUUAACACUUUCUGAAAAGGGAAAAACAAAAACAAAAUAAGUAUCUGGUGACCUGGAGGAGAGUAGUGACAUUUCAGCUUCAUAAUUGAUCUUGUUCUCUAUUGACCUUUUCAUCCCAGAGCACACCGCCUUAGAGGUAUCCAGAAGAAGAUAGACCUAUCUUAUAUUUGAUCCCUCUCUUUUGUGUCUUACAGUUCAGUUACUCAAGCAAAAUUAGGAAACAAAGAGAAAGAUGUCAAAAAUCAAACUUACAUUGCCUUAGCUUCUGUGUCAUAAAAACAAAAACCUAGUGAUUAGUACGCUGAGUCCAUCUACCUUAACAAUAUGGGAUAUAGUAAAAGGAUGUAGAGAUAUCUUGCAGAACGUAAUAACAGGGAUGUACCUGGGUAUCCAAGAUAAAUUGGAACCAGAGAACCAGCGAUUCAGUUUCUUCAUCCAUUUUGCUAAUCUCUUCUUUUGCUAUGGAAUAGCUUUUUCUUUCUAAGUUCAUAUGUUGGAAAAUGGCCACCGUCAGUGAUCCAAGUUUAUAUCUUUUCAGAUAAACUGGAAUCUAUUUUGACUGUAGAAGGCCUCUGGUCCAAGUGAGAGCACAUGACCCAAGUUGAGUGGAUUCAUCAAUGGGCCAGAGGCAGGCAGGGUCAUAUAUUAAUAGCUGCUUCCAUAUAAACAAGUGAGGAGAUGGACAGUUCUGAGGAAAUCAGCCAGGGGUUGGGGGAUCAAAUAAUUGGUUUCUUCUACUCAGGUACUAGUAGGGUAUUAAGUUGGAAAUAUGGAACAGAACCUAAGAAAAGAAAAACCCCAUAUCACUAUUCUCUGCACAAACUUCUCUCUGAUCUGGAUACUAGUUGAUUGAAACGAUUAAGAAUAUCAGAAAAUUAAUCAUUUCAUUCAUAUUCUUUCUCUAAGUUGAAAAGUUAUAUAAGUUUAUCCUUCAGAGCUUCAACUUAGAACUCUUAUGGUGCCAGGGGAAGCAAACAAACUCCAUAGAUCUCUAAGCCAUCUUUGAAGUCAGCUGGAAUCCUUAAGGUCUCCAUGGAUUUCGUGUUCAUGAACCCACGUUGGAGUGGUAAAAGAGGCAGUACAGCAGCAUGCUCCAUAUUCGCUCCCGUAUUUGUUUGGUCCUCAGGCCAUAAAUGAUGGGGUUUAAGGUGGGUGGGAUGACCAGGUACAAGUCAGCUAACAGCACUUGGGUGUGCAAAGGCACUAUGCUUUUCCCUAGCCAGGCCACAUAGAUGGAUGCCAUCCCAGGUAAAUAGAACAGAGCCAUAACUCCCAUAUGGGAGCCACAUGUGCUUAAGGCUUUCAACUGAGUAUUCUUUGAGGAUAGACCAAAUACUGCCUGGAGAAUCAGAUUAUAAGAGACAGCAAUGAAGACCACAUCAGAGCCCACAAUAAUCGAGGAACCAAUCAGACUGUAGAGAAAACUGGGCAUAGGGUCAGCACAUGCCAACUUGGCCACAGCUGUGUGCUCACAGUAGGAAUGGAGAACCACUGUGGAGCCACAGAAAGGUAGAUGACUCACCAUCCAACUCAAUGGAGUCACAAAUAUAACAGCUCUUAUGAUGAUGGCCACAAUCAUUCCCAGCAUCACUUGAGGUGUGAGAAUUCUCUUGUAGCGUAGGGGCUUACAGAUGGCUACAUAGCAGUCAAAAGCCAUGGCCAGCAGCAGCCCUGUCUCCACAGCUGUGGCUGCAUGCACAAAAUACAUCUGAGUGAAACAAGCACUAAAGCUGAUGAAGCUGUCUCCUGAGGAGAAGAUGCUCACCAUCUUGGGCACCACAGAGGAAGCCAUAACAAUGUCCACGGCAGCCAGAACACACAGGAAGCGGUACAUGGGCUCUUGUAGAGUGGAAUCCAUGCAGAUUACAGCCAUUAUGAUGGUGUUUCCUAACAGGGCUGUGGUAUACAUGACACUCAGUGAGAUAGCCAGCCAAAGAUGUGAAGACUGCAAACCUGGGAUGCCCACAAGGAAGAAGGUGGCAGGGGUUUCCAUGGUGGUGUUAUAGGGUAGCCCAGGCAUCAUAGAUGAGGCUGCUUUCCUGUUAAUGCACAAAAUGAUGUAAGAAAAGGAUGCAAUCCUGUAAGACUUGUUCCCAGUUAUGGUGUGGGAGAGCCUGGUGAUAUUCUUAGCUCAGUGGACCACAGGAUCAGAAAUCUGACAUCUGACAAACUUAUCCUACUCCACCUUCCAUCCUCCUUAGUAUUCUUUGCCCUACUAAUUUCUAUUUAUCAUUCAAACAUCAGCUCAUGGGUUACCUCCUUUGAGAAGCCUUCUCUGCUCUACCUCCUCCCCCAUUUCAUGCCAAAGGUAAAUUAGAUAUCUUCUGAGCUUUCAUAAAAUUUCCCAUACUGACCUCCGAGGUGCCUAAAUUGACGUUAUUAUCUCUCCCUAUGAUUUUGUUGUAUUCAUUUGUGUGUGUCUUGUUCAGGAACUUAUGCCUUAUACAAGUUUGUGACCCCUACCUGUCCUGCACAAGUCCAUUAAAAGAAGAUAUGUCUGCUCAUUAUCGCAAACACUUGAAUGAAUGAAUGAGAAACUAGAAGAAAGGUGUUUUCUUUUAUCUUUGUAUAUUCAGUUCCUAAUAUUUAAUGAUUGUUGGAUGAAGCAAUAAACUGCCUGAAAUUGAACGUGUCA
Molecule: messenger RNA, 8552 nt
Organism: Equus caballus (horse)
Lineage: Eukaryota; Metazoa; Chordata; Mammalia; Perissodactyla; Equidae
Gene: TRIM68
Product: tripartite motif containing 68
Biological process (GO): protein ubiquitination
Cellular component (GO): cytoplasm
Molecular function (GO): ubiquitin protein ligase activity; protein binding; zinc ion binding
Source: RefSeq, a predicted model, not a curated record